GCCUUCUUCCUUAAAGGCGUUGGCUUUAACGUUAAAAUUUGUGGAGAAAAAAGAAGGGUGAAAACAGAAUGUGCAAGAUACUAGUUUGUAGUUCCAAUGGCGUCCUCCGUAAUCUUCUGUUUCCGGAUUCUUCUCCCUCUGGUGUUGGCGCUCGUCCUCUGGGCUCCUUUCCGGCAAAAAACCUAUCCCUAGCUUCUUACCGGCGGCGGUGGAAGAGGAGUGGAACUUUAUUCUCUUCGAAGCCAUCGUCAGCUGAGCUCUCCGCUGCCGAGGAGGAAUGGCUGAAGAAGCUGCCGGAGAAGAAGAAGCCCCUUUACUCACACAGCCUCCCUGGCAUCGAGGCCUGGCUCAAGAAAUUAGGUUUCAAUCAAAGCACCUCUGACCGUGCUAUCUGGUUCAUUGAGAGGCCGGACUGGCACGCUCAUCUAUCCCUUGACGUAACUGAUCUUUACAUUAGGUACAUGAAAAUUGGACCUGGUAACCUUGAUAAGGAUGUAGAGAGGAGAUUCAGUUAUGCAUUGAGUAGAGAAGACAUUGAGAAUGCUAUUCUUGGAGGGCCUUAAAGAGGACAAGGAUUGGAGCUCAUCAAUGGGAUGAAUUAUGAUUCUGGAAUUCACUCUUCCAUGAUUUUCUGCAUCCGUAGAUCCUUAUAGAUUAUUCAUUUUAACAGAACAUUCUUUAUUUUCUUGUUAUAUCGUUUAUGGUGGCUUGUGAAACGCAAUAUUUGAUGUCUUUUGAUGAUACUCAAUCUCUCUAAAUUCACCAGUCCAAUUAUUGUAAAUUUCUGAUCCCAAUCUGUCUCUAUUCUCUGAAUUCUUAGGUAUCUUAAUGGCUUUCAUGUUUCCAA
Messenger RNA from Dendrobium catenatum, 847 nucleotides. RefSeq lists its product as uncharacterized. NCBI's taxonomy places the organism in Eukaryota, Viridiplantae, Streptophyta, Magnoliopsida, Asparagales, Orchidaceae. The transcript has 3 exons. The record is from RefSeq and is a predicted model, not a curated record. The coding region runs from base 69 to 563 and encodes 164 amino acids.